Molecule: messenger RNA, 627 nt
Organism: Perkinsus marinus ATCC 50983
Lineage: Eukaryota; Perkinsozoa; Perkinsida; Perkinsidae
Exons: 6
Coding region: 1-627 (208 amino acids)
Biological process (GO): RNA processing
Cellular component (GO): nucleolus
Molecular function (GO): RNA binding
Source: RefSeq, a predicted model, not a curated record
AUGAGGUUCGUCAGUGAUCGGUUGAAGGCCAAGGCUCAAGCGGAAGAUUCUGCGGAGAAUCCUCGGCCGGGUGUGGUCAGGAGCACUGGAGCAACGGGAGAUGAGUUCUUCGAAGGUCUCGACUUGGCACUAGCGAGAGCACAGCUAUCUCAUUGUGACUGGAAUGUCGAUCCCGAGGAAGUCGUCGGUGAUAGUGCUACUAAACCCUUGCCUGAACGGCCUCCUCUGCCACUUAAUGGCGCUGCUCCCGAUGCCGUCUUGGCCGUCGCAGAGAAGGAGGCCAAGCGGGAGAAGGAUGCGCGUCUUGGUGGGUGGUUCGGCCUGCCGCGGCAACAACUGACGCCUCAGAUGAGGAAUGAGCUGAGGAUACUCAAGUUGAAGCCCUACAUGGACCCCAUGAAAUUCAUGGAAAGGCUUGAUAGCAAGAAGUUGCCUACCCACUUCCACAUUGGUGUUGAAGUCGGGGGAGGCAAGGUGAGGGCAAUAAGACUUCUUGAGGAUUCAACGGUCCAAGCAUGGACUCGCCGUCGUCUCAGCGAGGCUCAAACCCUGGCGAAAUUGAGGGCACCGUACAAGGUGAAGCGGAAGAGCAAGGCGGCUAAGAACAGCUGGAAGAAGAGAAAAUGA